CAUGCUUUCUUCGUGACUUCUCGUGCCGAACAAAAAAAUCUAAAAUAUUUAAAUUUAAAAACACAUUUUUUCAUUUUUCAAUUUAAGAAACUCAAAUUUAUUAAUCAUCGUUUGAAAUUUGUUCAUUCAUAAACGGUUGUAUAAUGUCUGCAGAACCAGUGGUAAAUGGUGUCGGUGGUACCGAUGAACAAACCGACAAUGUAGAUGAUGUGAAUGCUAAGAAAACUGUGAAAUACGAUAGCGGAGCUGCUGAUCUAGAAAAAGUGACAGACUAUGCGGAAGAAAAGGAAGUCAUAUCCACCGAUGACAUAUCUGGAGCUAUGACCAUCAUUGGUGACAGAAGGUUAAAAGAAGCUGCAGACAAAAUAGCAAAAGAAAAAGAACUGCAGAAAGUUUCCAUAAAAAAGUCUGAUGUUGAACUUAUUAUACGUGAAAUGGAAAUAUCGAAAACGCUGGCCGAGAGAACGUUAAGGGAAUGUCACGGAGACGUCGUAAAGGCCCUAAUUGCUUUGACUAAUUGAAAAUGUAAACCAACAUUUGGAAUUUUCUAAUUAAAAAGGAAAAAACUACGAAAAAAAAUCUACAUAUUAUAUUAUAUUAUAUACGAAACACACUGUAAAUAAUAUUGACUAAUGUUCAAACAACACGAGUAAUUAAACAA
This is a messenger RNA of Rhopalosiphum maidis (corn leaf aphid), 661 nucleotides long. RefSeq names its product huntingtin-interacting protein K. The record is from RefSeq and is a predicted model, not a curated record. Gene Ontology annotation, biological process: negative regulation of apoptotic process; protein stabilization. The coding region runs from base 144 to 521 and encodes 125 amino acids. Lineage: Eukaryota; Metazoa; Arthropoda; Insecta; Hemiptera; Aphididae. The transcript has 3 exons.